AUGAAGCCUAGAGAGUACUGCUGCUGCGCAAUCCCCGUAGUUUACACGGGCAUUUAUUUUGCGAUACUGGAACAAUUUGCAGCUGGAAUUAUAACUGCGACUCUGGCAGUUGCCACACCACAAAUUGUGGGAGCGGCAGUGCCCUCCUUCGCAAAAUGGAUUUUCGCCAUCAUUUGCUACGUAGGUGCAGCGCUUCAGUUCGUAGGUCUCUUUGCAGUUCGUGGGGAGAGGCCGUCUUUAUUCAGAAUAUAUGUAACGUUGCAUACGUUGAUCACGCUAGCCGCGUUUGCGGUAGCAGCCGUCUGGAUCAUCAUAUCGGCCACUCGACACACCACGGCGGAGACCAACUGCAGGACUACGUAUUACUCCGGUACCAACACCACAAUUCUGACUGAUGAGGCGAACACACUCUGUGAUAUCUUCCCUUGGGUUGACAUCGGACUCAUGGCUGGUCUGUGGGCUCUGAUGGCGAUCAUGCAGCUGUACCUUUUCUUCGUCCUCUCGUCAUAUGCGACUGGUAUCCGGCGCGAUCAUGCCAAGUACGAUUCGCUGUACGAUCCGACAGCACCUCUUGCGAGCGACAUCCCUCUCCGCACGCGCGGCGACCCCUGGGACGCGCAUGGCUCCCCAGACUCAUUCGCGAACCCACGCGGAUACCAUGACAGGUCAGAAAGUGUUGCCAGUGUUUCAACUGUAAUAGGUGAUCGAAUGCAGCAAAAUCGGGACUACAAUGAUUAUGAUCAAACGCCGUAUGAUCCUAUCCAGCCAGAGAAUGACCACGCAGAAAUGAGGCAGCCAUAUCACGAUUAA
This is a messenger RNA of Laetiporus sulphureus 93-53, 810 nucleotides long. RefSeq lists its product as uncharacterized. The transcript is spliced from 4 exons. The record is from RefSeq and is a predicted model, not a curated record. NCBI's taxonomy places the organism in Eukaryota, Fungi, Basidiomycota, Agaricomycetes, Polyporales, Laetiporaceae. The coding region runs from base 1 to 810 and encodes 269 amino acids.